Messenger RNA from Diachasma alloeum, 873 nucleotides. RefSeq names its product testisin. Gene Ontology annotation, biological process: proteolysis. Gene Ontology annotation, molecular function: serine-type endopeptidase activity. The transcript has 5 exons. The record is from RefSeq and is a predicted model, not a curated record. Bases 1 to 873 code for a protein of 290 amino acids. NCBI's taxonomy places the organism in Eukaryota, Metazoa, Arthropoda, Insecta, Hymenoptera, Braconidae.
AUGGUACGCGUCUCGUUGCUCAUCAUUGGAUUUCUUGUACCCACCAUCCUUGCCAUUGGCUUUACCAACUUUGCUGAUGUGCCAUGUGGGAGAGGGGCUAGGGGCACAAGGAGGCCGAAAGUCGUGGGGGGAGAGGAUACUCUCCCAGGGGAAUUUCCUUGGCUGGUGAGCAUCACUCGAUUGGGGGGACACUUCUGUGGGGGUACUGUCAUCAAUUCAAGAUUUAUUCUUACUGCCGCUCACUGCAUUUGCACUACAACUGGGACAAUGCCCCCUCGACAACUGAAGGUAACCCUCGGUGAAUAUAAUUUACGUGGACCAGAGACGCCAGCCUCAGUACCUACUGGCGUACGUAAUAUCGUUAUACAUCCCGACCACAAGUGUGGCAAGUACGUGGACGACAUUGCAAUACUGGAGUUGGAAUCACCGAUAAGUUGGACGGAUAGUGUACAACCUGCUUGUCUUCCCACGGCACGGGGUGAAAAGGGUUACCAGGGAUUUGGUGGGGUGAAUGCAGUUGCAGCUGGUUGGGGAUGGCUGGGUGAAGAUAAAUCAAAAUAUAAACGAGCUGAUAUUCUGCAAAAAGUUAACAUCAAUAUUGUUGAGAAUGAGGUGUGCAGAGAGUGGUACAAGAGCCAGGGACAGAAGACCAGGGUUGUGCCUCAGCAGAUGUGUGCUGGGCAUGAAGAUGGUGGAAGGGAUUCUUGCUGGGCUGAUAGUGGUGGUCCACUGAUGGUCGGAAGCCAUUACGGCGACAGUACACUAGUCGUUGGAGUUGUCUCAUCUGGCAUAGGAUGCGCCAGACCACGACUUCCGGGUAUCUACACUAGAGUGUCUGAAUACAUCCCAUGGAUCGCCGCGCAAAUGAUUUGA